Messenger RNA from Gorilla gorilla gorilla (western lowland gorilla), 558 nucleotides. RefSeq lists its product as uncharacterized. The transcript has 2 exons. The coding region runs from base 1 to 558 and encodes 185 amino acids. The record is from RefSeq and is a predicted model, not a curated record. Lineage: Eukaryota; Metazoa; Chordata; Mammalia; Primates; Hominidae.
AUGCAAUGCUGGCAGCAGCCUUUCUUGCAUUUCUUGCAGCAGCCUUUCUUUCUUGCAACAGCCUUUCUUGCUGGCAGCAGCAGUUCCUUCAAUGUCUUAAUUCCUACAGUAAAGAGAGAUGAGGAUGGUGAUGGUGAGGGGCCAGGUGACGGGACAGCAGGAGUCUCCAGAGCUGCUGGGAGCCCCUCGGGCUGGGAGGCACCAUGGGUACAGCAGCCCAGAUGCUGCCGCAGGGCCACUCCAGUGUGCUGUGCUGGGCAGGGCCCUCCCAGGUCUCUGCAGCAGGGAGGAAGCGAGGUGUUACUGGGCCAGCUCUGUUCUCCUGAGCCGGGCUGGCUCCCGUCAUCUGGACCUAAAGUGGCCAAACAGGUUUUCCAGGUGGCAGCUGAGCUUCUGCAGCAUCCGGAACACUUUGUUCCUAGUAGUGUCCCGAAGGGCUGUGUUCAUAAGCCAGGUUCAACGUGCGAUGGGGGCCUGACAGAGAGGGCGUAUCCUUCAUGUGUCCCCAAGCGUGACCCGGAGCACUCCAGAGAAGAAAGUCACCCUCUGUCGGGUUAA